Messenger RNA from Miscanthus lutarioriparius, 4227 nucleotides. The record is from the annotation of a GenBank genome assembly. Lineage: Eukaryota; Viridiplantae; Streptophyta; Magnoliopsida; Poales; Poaceae.
AUGGCGUUACGUGGUUGCGGCGGCUCAGCGCAUGAACACGGUGAUCCGUGGCGGCAGUGGCCGUGGAGUGCCGUCCGUGGGCAAGCAUCUAGCUACGACGCUCCCUUCGACAUCGAUGAAGAAUUGGAGGAUGAUGUGGAGGAGUUAGUGAGCUCCGGCGGUCCCCCGGUGAGCCAUGCCAAUCGAGCCCAAUGGAAUGAUGCAAAUAAUGCUUGCUUGUUAGAAUUGUGCAUAGAGCAACAUAGAGCAGGAACAUAUAAUGGUGCACAAAUGAGUGGUGAAGGGUAUGAAGCCGUUGUCGACGACUUACUUGCUCGAAGGGGGUUGAUGUAUACCCAUCUACAGAAAAAACAAUACCUAAAGAGGUUGCAGUGGGGUCCUCUAGGAAACGAGGAGUUGCUUGAUGAACUAUUCAGAGGGUUCACUGUCGAUGGAAGCACAACCUUUGUGCCUGGAGAUGAUUAUGGUCAGAAUCAGGAGCAAGAUGUAGGGACAGAAGAGGAAGAGGAGUUUCAAACAACACCUACAAGUAGAAGCAGCCAGAGGAGUCAGAGGGGAAAGAGGUCAUUAAGCAGCAAUUCAAGCACUUUGGCCAGUCCAGUGAAGAAGAGCAAGAGCCCAAUGGUGAAGAUUGUGAAGGACAUAGCCAGUACCUUCAAAGACUCUGUCAAAGUCAACACUACUCAAAUACAGAAACGUGCAAGUGACAAGGCAGCACGUUCUGUCGAGAGGUGUCAGGAGUUGGUAUUUGAGUGUGGCGUUGAGGAAACCAUUGACUCUGUCUAUGCUAUGUCCAAGAUGUUCGAAACAGAGUACCAAAGUUUUAGGCUAUGUGUUGACAAUUUGUUACAUGUGUUGAAUCAGGAAGAAGAUCAGGACCCCAUGAUUGAGGAAGAAGAAGAUGAUGGAGGCAGCACAAGUGAGGACGAGAUUAUAUCCAUGUGCUGCAAUAAUUUGGUGGAGGCCCAGAAUUUGAUCUUGCAGUUGGUUCCUAUCUUGGAGGCUCUUGCUAUGUUUUUAUGGGUUGUUGGUUCACCACAGUCAGUUAGACAGGCUAAGAACCAUUUUAGGAGGUCUAUGGAGACAGGCGGAGGGGAGACUGAGGACGAGGAUAGGAGCAUGCCGGCGAGGCGGUUGGCGGAGAGGUCGAGUACCCGGAGCAUGGGUGCGCUGGCGCAGAGGUCGGGCGCGAGGGGGCCGGAGAUGGAGUUGUUGCUGGCGUCGAGGUGGUCCGGGAUGGGGACGCCUGGAAGCGCGUCAUGGAGGAGGUUGGAGGAGAGGAAAUUGUUCCAAACCGCAUACUGGGAGGAUAUCACGCGCAAGGCGCGAACUCCAACUCCAAAGCCCAGACCCACCUCGCCUCAGGGCAGCAGCUUCCAUUUUCUCGGCCUCCGCGCCUCCGCGGCGGCCAUGGACGUCGAUCACCCGUCGCCGCGCGUCGGCGGAGGCAGCGGCGGGGACCCUCCCCGCAUCCGUCGGCUAGAGGAAUCGGUGGUGAACCGCAUCGCGGCGGGGGAGGUGAUCCAGCGGCCGUCGUCGGCGGUCAAGGAGCUCGUCGAGAACAGCCUCGACGCCGGCGCGUCCACGGUCUCCGUCACCGUCAAGGACGGAGGACUCAAGCUCAUACAGGUCUCCGACGACGGCCACGGCAUCCGGUUUGAGGAUUUGCCAAUAUUAUGUGAAAGGCAUACUACCUCAAAGUUAUCUGCAUAUGAGGAUUUACAGACCAUAAAAUCUAUGGGCUUUAGAGGGGAGGCCCUGGCCAGUAUGACUUAUGUCGGCCAUGUUACUGUGACAACAAUAACAGAGGGCCAACUUCAUGGCUACCGUGUUUGUUAUAAAGAUGGAGUAAUGGAGAAUGAGCCAAAACCCUGUGCUGCAGUUAAAGGAACUCAAGUCAUGGUUGAAAAUUUAUUUUACAAUAUGGUAGCUCGUAGAAAAACAUUGCAGAACUCCAAUGACGACUACCCCAAGAUUGUGGAUUUCAUUAGCCGUUUUGCAGUCCAUCACAUCAAUGUGAACUUUUCCUGCAGAAAGCAUGGAGCCAAUAGAGCAGAUGUUCAUAGUUCGAGCACAUCUUCUAGACUGGAUGCUAUAAGGAAUAUCUAUGGGGCUUCUGUUGUUCGUGAUCUGAUUGAAAUAGAAGUUUCAGAUGAGGAUGCUGGAGAUGCAGUUUUCAAGAUGGAUGGUUAUAUAUCAAAUGCAAAUUAUGUGGCAAAGAAGAUCACGAUGAUCCUUUUCAUAAAUGAUAGGCUUGUAGACUGUACUGCUUUAAAAAGGGCAAUUGAAUUUGUGUACUCUGCAACGUUGCCUCAAGCAUCCAAACCCUUCAUAUACAUGUCCAUCAAUCUUCCAUCAGAACAUGUGGAUGUCAAUAUACACCCAACCAAAAAAGAGGUUAGCCUCUUGAAUCAAGAGCGUAUUAUUGAAACUAUAAAAAAUACCAUUGAGGAAAAACUGAGGAAUUCUAAUACCACAAGGAUAUUCCAAACUCAGGCAGUAAACUCCUCAGCAUUUACUCAAGUUUGCACACAGAAGGACAAGGGUACUGAUGUCAAAAUGGCCUCUGGAAUGAAAUCUCAAAAGACUCCUGUGAGCCAAAUGGUCAGAACUGAUCCACGCAAUCCAUCUGGAAGGUUGCACACUUACUGGCAUGGGCAAUCUUCAAAUCUUGAAAAGAAAUCUGACCUUGUUUCUGUAAGAAAUGUUGUAAGAUCAAGGAGGAAUCCAAAGGAUGCUGGUGAUAUAUCUAGCCGUCAUGAGCUUCUUAUGGAAAUAGAUUCUCACUGCCAUCCUGGUCUUUUAGAGGUUAUUAAGAAUUGCACAUAUGUUGGCCUGGCUGAUGAAGUUUUAGCUUUGAUACAGCACAAUACUCACUUAUACCUUGUCAAUGUUGUAAAUGUUAGUAAAGAACUCAUGUACCAGCAAGCUCUGCGCCGUUUUGGAAACUUCAAUGCUAUACAGCUUAGUGAACCAGCUCCUCUUCAGGAGCUGUUGCUGAUGGCACUGAAAGACGAUGAAUUAAUUGGUGAUGAAAAUGAUGAGGAGAAACUGGAGAUUGCAGAGGUAAACUCAAAGAUACUGAAAGAAAACUCUGAGAUGAUUAAUGAGUACUUCUCUAUUCAUGUUGAUCAAGAUGGGAACUUGACCAGGCUUCCAGUUGUACUUGAUCAGUACACCCCUGAUAUGGAUCGUCUCCCAGAAUUUGUGUUGACUAUGGGGAAUGAUGUUACCUGGGAUGAUGAGAAAGAGUGCUUCAGAACGGCAGCUGCUGCUGUUGGGAACUUCUACGCACUCCAUCCGCCCAUCCUUCCAAAUCCAUCAGGGAGUGGCAUUCAGUUGUACAAGAAAAAUAAAGAUUGCAUGGCGAGUGGCGAACAUUUUGAUAGUACAGAUGAAGAUGACAUUGAUCACGAACUACUUGCGGAAGCAGAGACAGCAUGGUCCCAACGCGAGUGGACCAUUCAGCAUGUCUUGUUUCCAUCCAUGCGACUUUUCCUCAAGCCCCCAAAGUCAAUGGCAACAGAUGGAACCUUUGUUCAGUGCUUGGAAUGGAAGAUGGUAAAAAGUAAUAGGGGUGGUGAUGGUCUCACGAGAAGCUCGAAGAGGAAUGAAAGAGUUGGUGAUCUCACAAGAAGCUCGAAGAAGAAUACACCUUAUCUCACAAGAAGCUCAACAAAGAACAGAACAAUUGAUAAUCACACGAGAAGCUCAAAGAAGAAUAAAAGAUCUUAUCCUACAAGAAGGUCAGCAAAGGACAAACCAAUUUGCAAUGAAGGAGAGAAAACCGGGUUACCAAUUUCAGCCCUAUCUGAUGGUCCUUAUUUUACUUUGUUCAUGGUACAUGGAGAUGGGUUUAAUGGGGAUCGUUUUGGGGAUCUAGAAUCCUUGGGUUAUCCUGAACGUCCAGAAACAAUGUUAACUGAUUGCAUUUUGGUUAGUAGUUUUGAAGAGCCUUUCGGUGACACACAUGAUAAAGGUGAUAAAGGUGUCUGGAGCGAACUAAAGGAAACAGUUGCCACCAACAUAGAUGAAAAUAUCGUUGCACUUGCUUCAUUCAAUGGAGAAAAAAGGUUUUUUGCAUGCACAGGUUGCUUUAUUGAAUGGAAUGUACAGGGGCGGAUUCAGGGCCCGGGCUGCCAGGGCUGCAGCCUGGGGCAUAGCCCAAAAUCUUCAGUAAUAGCACUGCUAUGCAGUGCAAAAGGAGCCCAAGCAAAUAGCCUUUAG